AGGAAUUUUCACAUGCAUACGAGUUGAGUAGGUUAGUUGUAAGUGGUGGGACUGUUGGUGUGUCUUGGGGAAGAAGGAGAUCAAUUUUGUCUUCUUUCUGAGUCAACUCUCACACUUGACCUCUUUCCCCACAGCCUCCUGAAUGAUGCCAGCCCAAUGUUCCCUAACCUCCAGUCUGGCCCUCCUGAUGCUACUGGGCACAGCUAGAGCAGGCCCCUUCUCUCCUCGGUCCAAUGUGACACUCCCAGCCCCACGUCCCCCUCCCCAGCCAGGGGGCCGCACAGUGGAGGCAGGAGGCGGAAGCCCCUCUUCUCAGCUUUAUGAGCAUACAGUAGAAGGAGGGGAAAAGCAAGUGGUAUUCACCCAUCGCAUAAACCUGCCCCCUUCUGCUGGCUGUGGCUGUCCUCCCGGAUCCGAGCCACCAGUCCCUGCUUCAGAGGUACAGGCCCUGAGGGUCCGGCUGGAGAUCCUGGAAGAGCUGGUGAAAGGACUCAAGGAGCACUGCACAGGAGGAUGUUGUCCUGCAGCUGCCCAGGCUGGCACAGGUCAGACAGAUGUGCGUAGCCUCUGCAGUCUCCAUGGAGUGUUUGACCUGAACCGCUGUGCCUGUUCCUGCGAGCCGGGCUGGAGUGGACCCACCUGCUCCGACCCCACAGAGACUGGGAUGCCUCCCUCCUCACCACCUUCAAUCUCUGGGUCUUGUCCCGACGACUGCAAUGAUCAGGGUCGCUGUGUCCGAGGUCGCUGCGUGUGCUUCCCGGGCUACAGUGGCCCCAGCUGUGGCUGGCCCUCUUGCCCCGGAGAUUGCCAAGGCCGCGGGCGUUGUGUGCAGGGCUUGUGCGUGUGUCGCGCGGGCUUCUCAGGCCCCGACUGCAGCCAGCGCUCCUGCCCUCGGAGCUGCAGCCAGAGAGGACGCUGCGAGGAUGGUCGCUGUGUGUGCGAUCCCGGCUACACUGGUGAGGACUGUGGGGUGAGGAGCUGCCCUCGUGGUUGCAGCCAGAGGGGGCGUUGUGAGAACGGACGCUGCGUGUGUAACCCAGGCUACUCUGGUGAGGACUGUGGGAUGAGGAGCUGUCCCCGGGGCUGCAGCCAGAGGGGGCGUUGUGAGAACGGACGCUGCGUCUGUGACCCGGGCUACGCUGGCGAAGACUGCGGCGUGCGAAGCUGUCCCUGGGACUGUGGCGAGGGCGGCCGCUGCGUGGACGGCCGCUGCGUGUGCUGGCCAGGGUACGCGGGCGAGGACUGCAGCACGCGGACGUGCCCGCGCGACUGCCGUGGCCGCGGACGCUGCGAGGAUGGAGAAUGCAUCUGCGACGCGGGCUACAGCGGGGACGAUUGCGGCGUGCACAGCUGCCCUGGCGACUGCAACCAAAGGGGGCGCUGCGAGGACGGCCGCUGCGUGUGCUGGCCGGGGUACACCGGGCCUGACUGCAGCGCCCGCGCCUGCCCGCGCGACUGUAGAGGCCGCGGACGCUGUGACGGCGUGUGUGUGUGCAACGCGGGCUACAGCGGUGAGGACUGUGGUGUGCGCAGCUGUCCAGGGGACUGUCGUGGCCGGGGUCGCUGCGAGAGUGGCCGCUGCGUGUGUUGGCCAGGGUACACGGGCCGGGACUGUGGCACGCGGGCCUGCCCUGGCGACUGUCGUGGACGUGGGCGCUGUGUAGAUGGCCGCUGCGUGUGCAAUUCAGGGUUCACUGGUGAGGACUGUGGGAGCCGUCGGUGCCCUGGGGACUGUCGCGGACACGGCCGCUGUGAGGAUGGCGUGUGCGUGUGCGACUCAGGCUAUUUGGGUGAGGACUGCAGCGCGCGCAGCUGCCCCGGGGCCUGCCGAGGCCGCGGCCAGUGUGUGGACGGGCGCUGCGUGUGUGACGAAGGCUACUCGGGCGAGGACUGCAGCGUGAUACGGUGUCCACACGACUGCAGCCAGCACGGCGUGUGUCAGGAUGGUGUGUGCACCUGCUGGGAGGGGUAUGCGGGCGAAGACUGCAGCAUCCGCACCUGUCCCUCCAACUGCCACGGGCGCGGCCGCUGUGAAGAUGGACGCUGCGUGUGCGACCCGGGCUACACUGGCCCCAUCUGUGCCACCCGUACCUGCCCCGCUGACUGCCGGGGUCGUGGGCGCUGUGUGCAGGGAGUGUGCGUGUGCCACGCGGGCUAUGGCGGUGAGGACUGUGGGCAAGAAGAACCUCCUGCCAGCGCCUGCCCUGGGGGCUGUGGGCCCCGUGAACUGUGCCGCGCAGGCCAGUGUGUGUGCGUUGAGGGUUUCCGAGGCCCUGACUGUGCCAUCCAGACAUGCCCUGGGGACUGUCGUGGCCGGGGAGAGUGUCGCCAAGGCAGUUGCAUCUGCCAGGACGGAUAUGCUGGGGAGGACUGUGGGGAAGAGGUGCCAGCCAUUGAAGGCAUGAGGAUGCACCUCUUGGAGGAAACAACAGUUCGGACAGAGUGGACCCGUGCUCCUGGCCCAGUGGAUGCCUAUGAAAUUCAGUUCAUCCCCACGGUAAGAGGAAUGCCAAGCUCUAGGAGCCCCCAGAAUGGGCAGCAUUCAGGGGAGGGGGGACUGGCACCUCAUGCAGGAAGUUCUUCUAAUCAGUGGUUGAGUCUAGGUGACUGGUUGCUGAAGCUGCUGUAAAAGCCUUCUUAUCCUGCCCCACACUGGACAUGAGGCCUCUACAGCAUCUCCAGCAAGCAUUGGUCCUGUGCAGUGGGGACACCUCUGGUGAUAGUGAGCUUAGUACUUCCUGAAGCUGUU
Molecule: messenger RNA, 2749 nt
Organism: Castor canadensis (American beaver)
Lineage: Eukaryota; Metazoa; Chordata; Mammalia; Rodentia; Castoridae
Source: RefSeq, a predicted model, not a curated record